Molecule: messenger RNA, 1325 nt
Organism: Dreissena polymorpha
Lineage: Eukaryota; Metazoa; Mollusca; Bivalvia; Myida; Dreissenidae
Exons: 4
Coding region: 48-674 (208 amino acids)
Source: RefSeq, a predicted model, not a curated record
CUUGGAAUUAAGCGAAUUAAAAGCGUCGGAGUGAUGAUGAUAAAAACAUGGCUGCGCCCACUGCAAAUGUAAAGGACGCAGAAGAAAAUUGGCAUUACGUUGAUAGAAUAAAACCAUCAAAGAAAUUCUUUAAAGCAUAUUUAAAUAAGUUUGAAAACUGCGACUUUUACCAGAUGGAAUACAAGACAUGCACAAGUUUUCAGGGCAAGCUCAACCAAUACUACCUGUAUGGAGACACACAGGACUGUGGACACUGGAAGCAUCUUCAUUCUAUGUGCAAGGACUAUCUGCUCACCAGUGACAUCAAACUAGAGGAGCGGCUUGUAGAGCACGAGUUUCAGCGUUCGCAUCAUCGCGUGCAGGAGGCACGUGCCAAUGACGUCUGGGAAUAUCGGACCGAGCCACCUGAUGACUGGUUCAAACCGGUUGAGCACGAAAAAACUCACGAGGAAAAGGACUGGUUAGAGAAGAUCAGUUUAUUGCCAGCAAUAACAGCGGCGAGAUCGGACUCAAUGGAAGAGUCAAAGCAAAGAACGCCAGGCGAAAUUGAUGACUUUGAGUAUCUAAAAUCUAUAGCAGGAAAGUCGUCAGUCAAAACGAAUGCUGAGAACAUGCAAAAUGUAAAUAAUACUUCUGGACAGACAAGUACGGCUAGUAGAUGUGUUAUAUCGUGAAAGUGUUUUUUCUACCAGAGAACUUUGCGUAGAGUUUGAAAGUGAUUGUUAACCAGGUUUUCCGAAGGAAAAAACUGGUUAUUAGAUUGGUGAAUGUCGGCGGAUGGGCUGGCGGGCGGGCGGAACAAGCUUGUCCGAGCCAUAACUUUGUUCAUUGUGAGAUUUUAAAAUCAUUUGGCACAUUGGUUCACCAUCAUAAGACGGUGUGUCGCGCGAAAGAUUUACGUAAAUAUCUCCAAGGUCAAGGUCACACUUUCAGUUCAAAGGUAAAAAAUGGCCAUAAAUGAGCUUGUCAGGGCCAUAACUAUGUCAUUCAUUGUGAGAUUUUAAAAUCAUUUGGCACAUUUGUUCAACAUCAUUGGACGGUGUGUCGCACGAAAGAAUUACAUCAAUAUCUUCAAGGUCAAGGUCGCCACGACUAAAAUAGAUUUAUUUUUAAACAAAGGGGUGAAUUACUAACAAUCAGUUCAGUUUGAGUUGUCUCCCUUUAUCAGACUUUUUUUCAAAUUGAAAACCUGGUUUUGUGACAAUUUUGUCCCUUGUUUUAUACAUUUUGUUUGAUGUUAUUUGUAUGUUUCCUGAAGUAAAAAUAUGAAAUGAUAUUGUAUUUAAAUGUAGACAUACUUAUUUAAUAAAUUUGUGGUAAAAAGA